UCAGAGCAGAGCGGCGGUGAGGUUACUGGUUACUGAGGAGCGCUUCACUCAUACGCACUUUAAACAGGAUGUAGCGACUCAUUCAGACCACGGAAACACACAGAAAAGGAAAGAAGCGGGUUAAACACAACUGCAAUGUGACAAACGCCGGUGAGCCAGAAAUGAACACCACAGCAGCGGAGAAGAAGACAGGAGGAGUCCGGAUGAGGCAUCUCAUCGCCGGCAGGUCUUGACGGCUGCUCCUCGCUGACCUGAGAGACGCCCAGCAGCAGCAGCAGCAGCAGCACCACCAGCAGCAACACGCACUGAAAACCUGCAACAUAUAGCAGAAAUACUCCACAAUAUCUCCACAUACUCCAACCUUGAUAAAGCGAUAAUGGCUGGGAUGGGCGACUGCUGUGUGAAGGUUGCAUUGAGGAUUCGUCCUCAGAUGGCCAAGGAGAAGAUAGAGGGCUGCCACGUGUGCACGCUGGUCACACCUGGAGAACCACAAGUCCUCCUGGGUAAAGACAAGGCCUUCACCUACGACUUUGUGCUUGACAUCGACUCAGAGCAGCAGCAGAUCUACCAGGCCUGUGUGUACAAGCUCAUCGAGGGCUGCUUCGAGGGCUACAACGCCACUGUGUUCGCUUAUGGUCAGACGGGUUCGGGGAAGACCUACACCAUGGGGACGGGCUUCGACAUGAGCCUGGGCCAGCUGGAGCAGGGCAUCAUCCCGCGGGCUGUUCACCAGCUGUUUGAGGGAAUCCAGAACAGGAGGGAUCGCGCCCAGGAGACCGGCAGCCAGCCGCCCGAGUUCAAAGUCAGCGCCCAGUUCUUAGAGUUGUACAAUGAAGAGGUCCUGGACUUGUUCGACGGAACCAGAGAUGCAGAGAGUCGGAGCAGGAAGUCCAACAUUAAGAUCCAUGAGGACGCCAAUGGCAGUAUCUACACCACCGGAGUCACUUCCAGACUGGUGAACUCAGAGGAGGAGCUGCUGCAGUGCCUGAAGCUCGGCGCUCUGUCCCGCACCACCGCCAGCACCCAGAUGAACGCCACAAGCUCCCGCUCGCACGCCAUCUUUACCAUCUACCUCUGUCAGAUGAGAGUGUGCCAGCAGAAUCAAAUGAACGGAGGAGGAGGCGGAGGAGGAGGUGGAGGAGGAGAAGGAGGUGGAGGAGGAGAAGGAGUAGCAGGAGGAGGAGUAGCAGGAGAAGAGAACGGAGAGUUGAACGGCGUGGACUCCAGCCCCAUCGCUAAGCCAGAGUUCGAGACGUUGAUGGCCAAGUUCCACUUUGUGGACCUGGCGGGUUCCGAGAGGCUGAAACGCACAGGAGCUACAGGAGACAGGGCCCGCGAGGGAAUCUCUAUUAACUGUGGACUGCUGGCGCUGGGAAAUGUCAUCAGUGCUCUAGGAGACCAGGCUAAGAAGGGAGGACACGUCCCGUACAGAGACUCCAAACUCACUCGUCUGCUACAGGACUCACUGGGAGGCAACAGUCGCACGGUGAUGAUCGCCUGCGUCAGUCCGUCAGACCGCGACUUCAUGGAGACGCUGAACACGCUGAAGUACGCCAACCGAGCCCGUAACAUCAAGAACAAGGUGGUGGUGAACCAGGAUAAGACCAGCCAGCAGAUCAGCUCCCUGCGCGCCGAGAUAGCCCGACUUCAGAUGGAGCUGAUGGAGUACAAAGCGGGGAAGCGUGUGGCAGGUGAGGAUGGUUCAGAGGGCUUCAGCGACCUGUAUCAGGAGAAUGCAAUGCUGCAGAGAGAAAGCGACACGCUGCGCCACAGGGUCAAGGCAAUGCAGGAGACCAUUGACCACCUCAACACCCGUGUAACACAUCUGCUGGCCAACGAGGUCAGCGCUCUGCUGACCAAGUCAAGUGAGGGCACCGAGGAGAUCGGGGCUUUGAUCCAGAACUACAUCCGAGAGGUUGAAGAACUUCGAUCCAAGCUUCUCGAGAGCGAGGCCAUGAACGAGUCGUUGCGACGGCAGGCGACCCGACUUUCCACGCGUCCUCAGUUCUCUUCCUCCACUCUCAGCCCCGUCCCCGGCCACCCCCUCGGCUCCUCCCCUGCUCCUCUGUCUAUGGAGGCCGAGAUGACGGACGUGUUGCGCCGGGCCAAGAUGGACAUCGAGAGGCUGAAGAAGAAGGAGAGGAGGCAGAGGAGGAAUAGUCCAGAGCCGGAGAAAGGUCUGAAGAAACGAGUGAAACUGCACACUCACGAGAACGGAGAGAACGGGCAGAGUGGUCAAAACGGACAGAACGGAGAGAUCGAUUCAGACGACAAUUACACCGAGGAUGUCAUGUCUCCACUGCAGGAGGAGAGCGGUUGUGAUGAAGAUGAGGGGGAGGAUGAAGAGGAGGGCAGGGAGGAGGAGGACGGGUUUGACAGUGACGAGAGCCUGGUGGAUUCAGACUCUGACUCUGAUGAGAAAGCCAACUUCCAGGCGGACCUGGCCGAUCUGACCUGCGAGAUCGAGAUCAAACAGAAGCUGAUAGACGAGCUGGAGAACAGCCAGCGGCGGCUGCUGAUGCUGAAGCUGCAGUACGAGGAGAAGCUCAUUCUGCUGCAGAAUAAGAUCCGAGACACUCAGCUGGAGAGAGACCGCGUGCUGCAGAAUCUCAUGUCAAUGGAGAACUACACGGAGGAGAAGGCCAGUCGGAUCAAGCAGGACUAUGAGAAACGUCUUAAGGAGAUGAACCGAGACCUGAUGAAGCUACAAGUGGCCCAGAAAGAGCACGCGCGUCUCCUCAAAAACCAGGGGAGGUACGAACGGGAGCUGAAGAAACUCCAGACAGAGGUCAACGAUAUGAAGAAAGCCAAGGUGAUACUGAUGAAGCAGAUGAAGGAGGAGCAGCAGAGGAGGAGGAUGGUGGAGGCAAAGAGGAACCGUGAGAUCGCCCAGCUCAAGAAGGAGCAGCGCCGCCAAGAGUACCAAAUUCGAGCGCUGGAGUCUCAGAAGCGGCAGCAGGAGCAGGUGCUGCGCAGGAAGACCCAGGAGGUGACCGCCCUACGGCGCCUGGCCAAGCCCAUGUCGGACCGCGUGGCCGGGCGCGUGGCCCGCUGGAACCACAGUCCCCCAGCUACGGACUCUGGAGCCGAGUUCUCGGCCAGCACCACGGCGAGCAGCUCUGAACCGGAGACUGGGAGGUCUGUGAGCGGGCUGGUGAGACAGUGGAACAACAAGAACAAUGGGAUUGGAUAUCUGGCAGAGAGUGAAGGGAGCAUGGAUGGAUCCAGGGUCAUUGGCGGUAGGAAGAAGUUGCAGCGUAAGCCAGCAGGCAUUGGCAGCGCGGGAGCGGCGGGCAGAGCCAGCAGCUUUUCCAAAUCCGCCCGUCAGAAGUGGCAAACACUAGAGCGUCGCAUUAUGGACAUUGUCAUGCAGAGGAUGACAAUUGCUAACGUGGAAGCAGACAUGGACCGCCUUAUCAAGAAGCGAGAGGAGCUGACGGGCCAGCAGGAGUCUCUCUCACACAAGAGGGAGGUACUGAUGGCGGACGGGGAGGGACCAGAAGCAGAGGACCGCCUCCUUCUGGAAAUUAAUGAGGACAUUGAGGUGCUGAACGCCAACAUAGACUACAUCAAUGACAGCCUGUCUGAGUGCCAGGCCACCAUUGUACAGAUAGAAGAGACCAAGGAUGAGCUGGACUCGGUGGACACCUCGGUGGUGAUCAGCUCCUGCUCUCUGGCUGAAGCACGCAACCUGCUGGACCACUUCCUGAAGGCUUCCAUAGACAAAAGUUUACAGGUGGCUCAGAAGGAGGCUCAGAUCCGACUGCUGGAGGGUCAGCUGAGGCAGACUGACGUGAUUGGCUCAUCUCACAAUCACAUAAUCCUCGAUGCCCUGCGAGAAAAAGCAGAAUACAUCCCUGAACUCCAGGCUCUCAUCCACAAUGUUCAGCAGGAAAAUGGUUACGCCAGCACAGACGAGGAGCCCUCUGAGUUCAGCCAAGCUUCUGACUGCAGUGUGUCUCACAUGAAAGAAUCCAACAGCCAUGAGGAUUUCAAAAUAAAGAUGGAGCCUCGUCUGUCCGCUCAGAUGAAGGCGGUGUCUGCGGAGUACCUGGGUCCCAUCCUGGACCCGUCAUCAGGCUGCAAGCAGCAGCACAUCACCAAGUCUCUGGCCUCGCUGACCGACAUCCAGGAGGACGGCAUGUGCCUGGGGUCAGCGAGUCUGGGACUCAGCCUGGCCCUACGAGACUCCUACCACCGGGACCGGGUGUCCCGCACCAUCAGCCUACCUGUCAGGGGACACACCUUUCCCAGGCAGUCUCGGGGUUAUGACACUUCCCCUCUAACAAGGAGGAAAUCUUACGACCGUGCGUACAGGCCCACCGACGGCUACACUCCUCCCUCCUCCCCUCCUCUGAGGACCAGGAACGACCGCAACGUCUUCUCGAGGCUCACCAGCAACCAAACCCAAGGUUCUGCUCUGGACAAGUCGGAUGACAGCGACUCCUCGCUCUCCGAGGUGCUCAGGGGUGUGAUCAAUCCCAUCGGUGGUGUGAAAGGGGGUCGGACGGCGCCCCUGCAGUGUGUUUCUGUAGCCGAGGGCCAUUCCAAGCCGGUCCUGUGUGUGGACGCUACAGAUGAGCUGCUAUUCACUGGAUCUAAAGAUCGCACCUGUAAGAUGUGGAACCUGGUAACAGGUCAAGAGAUCGUCACCCUCAAAGGCCACCCGAACAAUGUCGUGGCAGUCAAAUACUCUCCUUCCUCCUGUCUGGUCUUUUCUGUUUCCACCUCCUACAUUAAGGUGUGGGACAUCCGCGACUCUGCCAAGUGUGUCCGCACGCUUACGUCAUCGGGUCAGGUGAUAUCCGGUGAUGCAUGUGCGAGCACCACCACCCGCACAAUAACCUUUGCACAGGGCGAGUGUCAAAUUAACCAAAUAGCCCUCAACCCGUCGGGAUCUGUGCUCUACGCUGCCGCUGGAAACACUGUUCGCAUGUGGGACCUCAACAGGAUGCAAGGGAUGGGGAAGCUGACAGGCCACAUCGGCUCUGUCAUGUGUCUGACAGUGGGUCAGUCUCUGCUGGGCAAAGACCAACUAAUCACUGGCUCCAAAGACCAUUAUGUCAAGGUGUUUGACGUGGCAGAGGGAACGCUGGGUAAUAUAGGUCCAGCUCAUAACUUUGAGCCGCCCCAUUAUGACGGCAUCGAGUGUUUGGCUGUACAGGGAGAUGUGCUGUUCAGCGGGUCCAGAGACAACGGCAUCAAAAAAUGGGAUCUGGAGCAGCAGGAACUCACUCAGCAAAUCCCCAACGCCCAUAAGGACUGGGUGUGCGCUCUGGCGUAUGUCCCGGGCCGACCCAUGCUGCUGAGCGCCUGUCGGGGCGGCAUGCUGAAGGUGUGGAACGUAGAGAACUUCACCCCCAUAGGAGAGGUCAGAGGUCAUGAAAGCCCCAUUAACGCCAUAUGUACCAACUCAAGACAGAUCUUCACUGCGUCCAGUGACUGCAGGGUGAAGUUGUGGAGCUAUGUGCCAGGCUUGACCCCGUGUCUUCCUCGACGGGUCCUGGCCAUCAAGGGCCGAGCCACCAGCCUCCCAUGAUUGCUUCUUCUCCGCUCACCAACCCUCCCUUCCUCUGCGACAAGACAGUGAAGAUCUGGUCGUCAAAGGUGUGGAGGAAGAGGUGACAGCCGAAGUGGUUCCUUUGUCGGCCAUCUUGCUGAAACUUCAGCCACCGAUCUGCGACCUGCUCACUUCUAACAAUGAGAUGUGAAUAAGUUUCCAAGGCAAUCAAGGUGAUUUUUUAUUUGUCAAGGUGCAAAAUGACAAAGCCGAGGCGGAAUAUGUAUUCGAAGGCAAAAAACUAUUUGCCUUUCAGAUAUUUUUUGUUUUACUGCCAAUUUUAAAGUGCCAUUCAGGUGUGAUGCUCGGACAACAUACCGCAUCUACCCAGCCGUGGAUACACCAGGCAGAACAAUGUCUCUCUCCUGACAUGAAAACUACCACAGCCUGGUAUUAAAAGAAAAAGAAAAAAGUGUCCUUCGGUUCUUUCACCAAGGUUUCCGAAUCCUUGUGGAACAGCGAGAGAUGAAUUUGCUCACAGACAUGUGUAUUUAUGUAUCGAGUCUGAAAGUCGUGACGCAGGCUGAAUUUAAAUCCCAGAGGGACGUUAACUAACAACUGGGACCUCUGAACUUUUUCCUCCUGUUCCUCCUUUCAGGACUGUUAGUGUUCAUUAGCGUUGUUCUGAUGCUGAAGUCAUUGGAGGGUCAUGCGCUGGGCUCAUUGUGGUAGAUGAUCGAUAGAAAAUUGUUGAUCUUGGGUUAGACAUCACUGGACAAUUACACCAUGUUACACCGGAAACGCCCUCCAAUCACUUUUAUUUCAAGUUGUUCUCGGUAAACCACUGAAACUUUACUGUGUUCCACAAGUCGUUAAUUUUUUUUUAAAUGACUUUUCCUAAUUUAUUAUUUCCCCUACCUCAGAUGCUUUGGACUUUGGUGUGAGGUAGGAGGGGAACAUUUUUACGGGUCUCUGUACAAACCUGGUGCUUGACAUUCUGAAACCUUUAUUUAAUGCCUGGCUCUUCAUCUCUGUGUGGAUGUGUCCUCUGUGGCCCUCUGGCUAUAAGACUGUCUAGCUGCUGACCCUGCAAACAGGAAAGCACACGUCCAGUAGCACAACUAAGGUAGCACUGGCCCCGGAGGAUCUGAACGGAUUGUAAUAUCUGCUCUGUAAAGUGCUAACGGCGGCAAAAAUAAAAGAAAACAGCCCCUUCAGAUGCACCUGAGACAGUGCGUACCUACAGCACACGCUCCCUAAGACAUUUGUGAGUCAGGUAAUUCAUUGAGGCCAAAGUGCUAGAUCAUUAUCUCAAGCAUCCUGCAGGUAUGUGGCCCAUACCUGCCAUUUAUCCUCCACACAAAUGGUAAUAGGAGCCCUACCAGUUCCCCCCUGCCUGCGUCCUGCUCCACUCUGAUCUUUAAGGUUAGCCACUGUAUCAGACUGACCAGCCUUACUGAAGAGCCCACCUCCUUCCUCGCUACUGAACUUCUCUAGGAAGCCAAUUUAAUUAGAGGUCUCGAAGCUCAGGCUGCUUUUCAGGCAAGAUUACUUGGGGGGAAAGUAGGUCAUAACUGAGAGAGAUUUCUUAUUAGAAUCCCAAUUUUCUUCCACCCACUAUUUGCUGCUACAUUUAAAGAGCGAGAGAAACUUCCUGUACCCGUGCACUGAUGUACAAAUCUGUUUAUGUGGCGGAUUAUGUGCGUGGGCAACACACACACGCACAAACACAAGAUUUCAGUGGAUGUUUCGGUUAUCCAUCUUGCCUGAUAGGUCUUGGCAUCCCUCACUGUGUUGAUUUAGUGUCUCUUUAAUGAAACAAAUUCCGCACUGCAGCACUGCACUGCACUACACAUAUGCGCAUACAUACACACUCCCUACAAGCCCAAAGUCUUAGAAGUCAAUUCGAUUAUGUUUUUUUGUUGUGAAUGCAGAUAAUAGCAAGCAUUCGCAUCACUUUCAGUUUAUGAACUUGGGCUUUUAUUAUUUGUGUCAGUUCAAAAUGACACGCAAAAAAGCUUCUUGUCAUACAGACGUCUUACAGCUUGACAAAAACACAAUUCAUGUCUGUUAGUAUCAAAAUACCACAGCACAGUUGAGUUUUGUUCAGCUCUGAAAUCUCCUUCUGUUGAAAAAAAAAAGAUUUUCUUUGGUCAUUUAGUGCACUUUUCCUUAUAAAAGACCCAGAAACAUUUGUAGUUUAAUUAAACUAAGCUUGGGUCAUAAAGCAGCAGUCACAGGUGCUGAAGAUAGUUAAUACUUUCAACAUGCUUUCUGCAAAUCCUCCUCCAAGAGGGAGCAUGCACUGCUGAUUGUUGAUGUAGCCAACACGAGUUUGAAGCUGCUUACGUUCUCCAAAAGCAAUGUUAUGGGUUUUUGGUUUUAUAUUGGGAGGGGGGGUGCAGUGAAUGCAAAUGUGUGGAUGGCGGUGAUUUUGUUGAAGCGUUCUUGGUUUUUAUAUAUUUUGCCACACUUAGAAACUCAGGAAAAAGUUGAAGGAUAAUGUUAGUCAAACUUUAGUCAUUACUUGACCCUGUGAAUUUAGGUAGCUCUUUGAAUCGACCAAAUGCCUUGUUUGAGAGAUUUUUUUUUUAUUUUGAGAAAAAAAAGGUACAACCAUGUAUCACCUCUUUUUGUAAAAAGUCCCAUUUUCAUGUCUUGCUUUUGAUUCCCUUUACUUAAUAUCUACGUACUGUGCUUUUCUGUACAAAAUGUACACAUCUUAAAUGAGAUGAUCUUCCCAAUCUGGCCAAAGCUGAAAGUCUUGCAACUCUGAGAGGAUGUGCACUGAUUUUUGACCAUAAUUACUUGUUUACAAUAUCUAUUAAAUACAGUAAUUGUAUAGUAGUUAAACUGGAGUGAGCGGUACAAAAUGCGGUCAGUAGGGAAAUUAACCUCCAUAACGUUUAUAAACUACAGACCUCGAGUCAGACUCCUCUGGGCCCUUCACUGUACACUAUGUAUUUAUCUGUGCUCAUUAGCCAAACUGACCCCGCUCACCAGCUCUGUGGUGUGUUUCAUGUGAUAACAAAGCUAAGACAGCCUUUAUCUCAGUUUUUUUUCUCUUCUCCAGACUACUACUUAUUGCUAGAGAAGAUCUCGUAGUACUGUAGCUUUAGGCACUCUCUUACUGUAGGUGCCCUGUGCUUGUACAUUUGCUGAAGGAUGCAUGAGGUUAGUGGUGCUCAUCGGUUGAUUGGUCACCUCAAAACAUGGCUAUUUAGUAGGCAAUUAAUUCCCCAUGCUAUUGUCAAUCUUAAUGUUGAACAUCUGAGUGGAUUUGCUAUCAAAAUAUUAGAAGGAUUUGGCCAUUUGUUUGGAUUCUGAAGCACUGACAGUCAAUGAAUUAUGCACACAAUAUGCAGAAAAAAAAUGAGAGUGCUUCACAAAAGAUGCUUGCUUUGAAGAUUUAUUAUUGACAAGCAGAGUCCCUAAGUUAUUAUCUGGCCUUGGAUCAGCCCAACCCAACGUUACCCCGAGUUCUGAGGCCUGUAUUCUGCCGAUGUCAGCACCACUUCAUUACUUGAUGAUGUGUAUAUAGGUGUGUCGUUUUAAAUAUUACAGAGGAGGUUUAGUCGAGGUUAACUGACGUCUUCCUCAUCAGCUGGCCUCAGAGUCAUCUCUGCAAGUUAGGAUUUACAUGCACUUUGGAUAAUGAACACUGCUGUGAAUACUCUGUUUUCCAGAUAGGUAUUACGCCUAUUUUUAGACUUAGUUUACAAAGACGGAGUUUAUGAGUCCCAAACGAGGCUUAAAGCACUGAAAUUGUACUGAAAAGAUGACAUCGGUUUAGCUCUACAGUAGGUUUAGAAAUCAAUUAUAUAAAUGUUUGUGCUGAUACAGUAUGUAAGAUAACAGUCAAGACAUAGAAAGACAGCCCCCAGUAUGUCCCUGCCUUUAAAGUCCCCCUUUUUUUAUAGCAAAUGUUUCCUGAGAAAAAGAAUAUUCUCUUUGACAGAGCAGCAUGCACAUCUUUGUAGACGCUCAGGAGAGCCCAUCUCCAUCCUUAUUUCCCUGGCUGUCUGCUGAUAUUCACACAUUUUUCUUAAUAAUACUGACCACAAACAGGCCAUAUUACUAUAUCAAAGAUAUAAUCGGAGGCACAGGAAAAUCUAUUUCUCCUGCAACUGCGGAAAAAUCCUACUUCAUGAAAUGUCCUCUCAGAAAGGGAUAUUAUCACACUAAAUGUACCAUUGAGCAGGUGACAUUGUUUUAUCAAUACUGCUCUCCAAUCCCAAAUUGGUACAUCAGCUGGUGGUAAUGUUCUGUCGCCAAACGUGAAAAAAAUAAUCUAUGAUAGGUUCCCGUAGCCCCUUUUAGCAUCUAAUUUAAAGGUGCUAAAUUCUAUAUCCGAAGCAUCAAUGUAGCAGUAACAAACUAUGUGCUAUGUGUAGAUAUAGAGGAGUAAUGUCUACCUGAGCAGAGAAUGAAGUCUAUCUCUCUGUGUGUGUUAUAAUCUGAGCUUCUCCGUGCUUUGUUGACAUCGCCGGGCCGGCUGCGUGUGCUUUUAGUGCAUGUGAGCGUGCCCCACAGCCGUUCUGCACUGUGCUCAUAUGGCGGUUUCAGCUGCUAACGCCGUCAUGACCGGCGGUGCCGUCGUGGAAGCGUAGCACCCACAACACUGUCAGCUCUGUCAGCAGUGUUGCCAUAGUUUUCGCUUUUAUGCUACGUUCCCACUCCGAGCGUCAAAAGCAACAAAACAUUAAGUGUGGCCGGCUACAUUGACGGUGAGUCGCUCAAGCACUCAUUGACGUAGUUAUGCCGUUAAAAAAAAAACAUAUGAUUGGUUAACAAUUCAUAGCGUCAUUGGAACGCUGAAAAAAGUUGAGACCAGCUCGACUUUAUUGGUAGCACAUCAUGCUCAUCACACAGCAACAAGUGUCGGGUGUCAGGUUGUAGCUUCAUGUCACCGGCUUCCAUUGAAAAUAACUUGUAGAAUGUUGCUGUUUCGUUUGAAGUGUGAACACAGCAUUAGCACCGUUAGCUGCGAGCUCAGCCGUCGCCAUGUUGAGAGCCGUACAGAGGCAAUAGAAAUCCUCCCAAUCUCGAAUUUAGCACCUUUAAAUUGGAAAGCUGUUUGACCAAAGCUAAAACUCACUUGAACAGCUGAUGCCUUGCUCACUCUUUAAAGCCGUUAUGUGUGUAAUUGAAGAUUUCUGACUCUGGUGCCCCCGAGUGGUAGUAUAAAAGAAAAUAUUUUGGCAAAAAAUAAUGCACCCAUGGAUCUCACCUGAGGACACAACGGAUUGACCAUAUCGACCAUUAUGGUUGCUAAGCUUUGAUUGGACAAUCACUGGUCGCGGUGUAGCUAAUGGUCAAUUUAGUGAAUGGUUUAUUGGCUGAAAGCAAAACAAAGACUGCACCAAUUUUCACAGGCAAACAAAAAUAAAAUCAAUGUGUAGUGGUCGUUACCAGUCUGUCAGGUAUUAGAUAUAGGACCACAUGACAGAUACAGUAGGAGAGCUGCCAGUCAAACUGAUUGUGUGAUUACCACCUGUAGCAUUUCCAGCCCAGCCCAACCGUCUUAUGACCACUAGGAAAUGAAACCCAAGUAGUCAACUCAGCUUCAGCCUUGUGCCUCAGCCAACAGGCCUUACUGCCUUAAAGAAACAGAAUGUGUAUGUAGGACAUUGAUAAUCAUUCACUUAAUAUCCUGAAUAUCCAGUAACAGAUUUAUUCUGAGGAUUGUAGAUUGUCCUACAGAUUGUGGCACUCUGUUCUAAGUCAGGCGACGUCUCAGCUCACUUUAUCAGUACGGCUGAAAAUACUUUCAACUUUGCCUCAGGCUGCUGAGGGGUUGGAAUCGCAUUUAGACACAAUCAAGAGGGCACUUUACUGCUUUGCUGCUCGGCGGCGAAUCGCUAUCACACACACACACACACACAUCAACACAGGUCUUCUCUGCAGCUGCUCAAGUAUUUUUUCUCCAGGCGUGUGUUGUCAUCUUGAGCUCACAUAUGGUAAUACAAUAUGUGUCAGUGUCUGUGAAAUAUGUACUCAUGGGACAUAAAUGCAGGGUCAAAGGUCAUUUGUGCCUUUUAUUGCACAGACUACUCCCUCUUAAAUGAGUGUAAAUGUGUGUACAGUUCUUUUUUUUUUAUAUGACAAUGUGCAUGUGACCAAGCCAUGUAAAAUAUCUUACUGUAAAUAUUGUAAGUAAAUAUUUAAUGAAGGAUCCAACAUUCCCUCAAAAAAAUAAAUAAGUUAAAACAACUGUC
Messenger RNA from Sebastes umbrosus (honeycomb rockfish), 11718 nucleotides. It is a transcript of the gene kif21b, whose product is annotated as kinesin family member 21B. Gene Ontology annotation, molecular function: microtubule binding; ATP binding; microtubule motor activity. Gene Ontology annotation, biological process: mitotic spindle organization; microtubule-based movement. The record is from RefSeq and is a predicted model, not a curated record. Bases 377 to 5539 code for a protein of 1720 amino acids. The transcript is spliced from 35 exons. NCBI's taxonomy places the organism in Eukaryota, Metazoa, Chordata, Actinopteri, Perciformes, Sebastidae.